Messenger RNA from Pimephales promelas (fathead minnow), 3974 nucleotides. It is a transcript of the gene slc16a9b, whose product is annotated as solute carrier family 16 member 9b. The record is from RefSeq and is a predicted model, not a curated record. Gene Ontology annotation, biological process: transmembrane transport; monocarboxylic acid transport. Lineage: Eukaryota; Metazoa; Chordata; Actinopteri; Cypriniformes; Leuciscidae. Gene Ontology annotation, molecular function: monocarboxylic acid transmembrane transporter activity.
AAGUUUGAAUAUAUAUAUAUAUUUCAAACUUAUAAAUAUAUUUAAAUUCUCUCAAUAUUUUCAUAAAUAUAAUUGUGACGUUGUAUAAAACAUUUGUGGCAUUUUUUUAAUGAUGAGCACAAAUUCUAAUGUGAACAAAAUGAAAUCUAAUUCAGUAUAUGGCUUCAUUUUCUUUAUGUAAAGUGUUUAGUUUCCAUGUUUUCUGACCUGGACAGUACGUGACUGAACUGUUUGAAUGAGAAUAUUCUGCAGUAGAUAACUAGUGUUUUGGAGCUGCUGCAGAUGUAAUGCGCUGUUGGCAUCUCCUUUUAUCCUCUUGGUAGGAUCUAAAAGCUUUUUUAAAGUUCAGCAAGACACUUGAAUCAUUAAAUGCUGUAGAUUAGAAAAGACUGGUGUGCUUUUGUGUAGUGAUCGUCUCGUUUCUUUUUACAAACACACCUGCAGCCGUUUUCUGCGUGACGGUGUAUGGUACCACUGUGAUAUACGUUUUCUUACUUAUAGUUAUACUGAGUAUAAAGUCAUUGGAAGUGAAUUAAAGCAUGUGUAAAUAGUUUUUUUUGUAUGCUUUGCAAAUUUGUCCAAUACCCAAAAUUCGAAUGGGGGUCCCUUUUGAAAAGUGUUUAAAAAUGUUUCAUGCUGAUUUCAUUACGAAAGGUCAAACCAGUCAUUCAUUUCCAAAAGCCAACUAUGGUCGCAAGUUCUGUCGUUUCCUUCGGAGUUCAAAAAAACGUGCAACCAUAGUUGGCUAAUGAUGCUUUUGUAAAAACGCACUCCUGGUCGGUUGUAGUUAAGUUGGUUGGUUACUGUGGCCAAGUGAAUGCUGAAAGUGUACAAUCUCUCACAAAAAAACACGACUGUGUUUGCUGGAUUAUGACAUUAGCGCUUUACAUCAUCAAUACAGGGUGUGUCUGUACAGUUUUUGCCUUUUUUUUUUUUUUUUUUGGACCAUGUAUCAGUUUUAGAACACAAUUCAUUAGGUUUAGUAGAACCAGGAAUAUAUUUAAUUUAAUGUUAUACUUUUGUUUACCUUCAUUUUUUACUGUUGUCUGUAAAUAUCUUUGUAUAGAAAAAGAAAUCUUUGUUCAUUUGACUUUUCAGUUUUUGUAAUUUCCUGCCUCACCCUCUUUUUUUUUUGUUGACUGUUGACGACUGAAUGUAACUUUUGCUCAUUUUACUGCUAUCAUUAACAGGACACCUUUGAGCCUUAACUUGCUGUGGUAUUGCUCUAGCUUAUCCCCACAUCAGACUAUUAAUGCCUUAAUAUGUGGUUGUCAUUUUUUUUUUUUUUUUUUUGUCACAACAGAUACUAAUUCUGAUUUGCAUUGCAUUAUUUGUAAAGUAAAAACUAGCUACAUUAUGUAAUGGUUAUUUUGGUUAUUAAAACGAUGAUGAUUAUAACUAAGUCUCGAAUUGGUAUAAAAACUCUAAUGAACCCUGCACUUUAAUAGUCUUUUUAACUAUUAUUCGCAGAAUAAUUUGAAUGUGAAGAUGAAUCACCUCGUCAUGUCAGUUUGGAUAAAAAACAUCUGCUUUAAAUAUGAAUGCUUUGACAUUGUUCUGCUGGUUGAACUGCAUUGUGAAAUUACCACCUCUUCACUGUGUUGGUUGUAAACAUGAUUUUGUUACACAUCUUCAGUCUCACUAUUUUACUUAGAAAAUGUUUCAACCUAAACUGCAGCUCUCAUAACAUAUUCGAUCUGUGUUUUCUUAAAGAUAUUUGAGGGAGUGCUGUGAGAACUUUUCUGGCUGCUUUUGGUCUUGUGGUUUUCUUUUUCUUCCCACAGAUUGUUGCACUGGGCUUUAUCUUUUCAGUGCAUUCCCUCUGUACUGAAGACCUCGCUAUGAUACGAACAAGAAAGGAAGUUAGAGCAUCGAAAUGUGUAGCUGGGCCAGCGAGAACAGCUUUAAACCGGUUUAAACGCUUGGCAACAAAAGCUGGAGCUCAUGAAGAACACACCGCACAAUGAUGAAGACAGGGAUGUUGCAGACCAACACAUCCGCUAUCAUUCAUAUCGAUCACAGCGGUCAUCUCACAUUAUGACACAAUGAUUAGAUAUGCCAUUUAAAAUCAGAACACCGGAUUGUCCAAAGAGCCAGUUCAGCAUUCUGAACUGAAUUUACCACGGAAAAUCAUCAUCAUUUCCCGGUUGGGGAGGAACCCAGUGUAAACAUGAGCGCAGGGAGCACAAAGCAAGCCCCGGAUGGUGGAUGGGGUUGGGCCAUUGUGGUCGCCUCUUUCAUGGGUCAGCUCCUGGCCUACGGGUCACCUCAGUCUGUGGGGGUGCUUUACCCAGAAUGGCUGAACACCUUCCAGGAUGGCAAAGGCACAACAGCGUGGGUCGGCUCUCUCGUGUCUGGGGUCGGACUCAUUGCUAGUCCCAUCUGCAGUGCCUGUGUUGUGAACUUCGGGGCCAGACCCGUAACCAUCUUCAGCGGGGUCAUGGUCUCUGGAGGGCUUAUGCUUAGCGCUUUUGCACCCAAUGUUCAGUUUCUCAUAUUUUCCUAUGGGAUAGUUGUUGGACUAGGCUGUGGACUUGUUUAUGCUGCUACUGUAACCAUCACUUGCCAGUAUUUUGACAAGAGACGCGGUCUUGCUCUCGGCAUUGUUACAACAGGUACAAGUAUUGGAGGUUUUCUCUACGCUACGGCGCAGAAUGAGUUCAUUGCACUCUUUGGACUCGACGGCUGCCUUUUGCUAAUUGGCUGUUUUGCACUAAACAUCAUCGCCUGUGCCGGACUCAUGAGACCACUGCACCUGCCGGCCUACUACCUGAAACAGAGAGCAGCACUGGUCGAGAAGGCGGAGGAGAAGGUUCUGGAAAAGAGCCCUGUCGUGGAGGACCCCAUCAAGAAAAAACAGUCCGUCAACGUUCUCAUCACCGAAGAGGCGAAAGAGCCUCCACCGUACGAGAAGAGCCUCCUGAGUUAUGUGGCGUUGGUGCGGCUAAUGAAGAAGAAACAGAAGGAGUACUUGGAAUACUUGAAGUCGACAGGGGAACUGCUUCAGAACAGGGUUUUCUCGGCCAUGUGCAUGUCUUUGUUUGCGUAUUGCCUGGGUGCGUACACUCCUCUUCUCUUCCUGGAGGAUUUGGCUCAGAACGAGGGUCUGGUCGAUGGCAUCCGCACCAUCCCGCUGGUGUCCAUCAUGGCAAUUGCUGCUGGAGUGGGAAAGCUGCUGCUGGGCAUCACGAUGGACAUCCGCUGGAUGAACAGCAUCUUUCUGUACUCCUUCACCCUGGUGGGCUCAGGGGUUGCUCUUCUCAUUAUCCCCGUCACCAAGAACUACACUGGGCUGCAGGUCAUCUCAGCGGUGCUGGGCUUCUUUUCUGGAAACUGGUCCGUCAUACCCUACAUGACCACUAAGGUUGUCGGAAUGGAUCGUCUGACUGAGGCAUAUGGGAUCUUGAUGUUCUUUGGUGGAUUCAGUAUAAUGCUCGGACCACCUGUCGCAGGCUGGAUUCACGACUGGAUGCACUCUUACGACCUGGCGUUUUACUUCAGCGGGAGCUUCGUGUUGCUGGGAGGAGCUGGACUUUUCCUCUCGGCUUUGUCCUGUUGGAACAAGAACCAGGAUGAAACCAACACGCCAGACACAGAAUACACCAAUGACUAUGACAAAGUGGCAACAGUGGCCUGAAGCAUGGAUACAAGAUUAACUGCUGCACAGAAGAUGACUUCUCACACUCUGUAAUAACAAAAAAGCUGAAGCCUCUGAACAUGUCAGCUGGAUGUUUUUACUCAGCAAGUUACACUGACUGAAGAAUUCUAGAAAAUGAAGAAAGGACUGUGGCCUUGUUUUAGGAGGCUCUGGUCCUGAUUUCAGAACACUCUUUUAGAUUUGAUUUGUUUACUGUACACUCUAAAAAAAGGUUUUCAGCGGUUCUUUGCGGUGGUCAUGGUGCUAUAUACCACCACUAUUAUUUAAAGAACCUGUUAAACCCAAUUUGGUUCUUCAGUGGUUCUCUGGGGUGCUC